Athalia rosae (coleseed sawfly) is the source of this 3525-nucleotide messenger RNA. It is a transcript of the gene Cln7, whose product is annotated as major facilitator superfamily domain-containing protein 8. The transcript is spliced from 8 exons. Gene Ontology annotation, cellular component: lysosomal membrane. Lineage: Eukaryota; Metazoa; Arthropoda; Insecta; Hymenoptera; Athaliidae. The record is from RefSeq and is a predicted model, not a curated record. The coding region runs from base 1663 to 3243 and encodes 526 amino acids. Gene Ontology annotation, biological process: transmembrane transport. Gene Ontology annotation, molecular function: transmembrane transporter activity.
UUCGGUUCCCCCGAAAGCGGAUGCCCGUACCUCUCUGUUGGCUUCGGAAUGUUUUCAAAAUACUUACGUGGAGUGGAAUAUCGACCAAAGCGAGUUCGGUGCGACUGCAUACGGCCCUGAAUGCAACGGAGAGCGGCAACAGGUACAUACCAGAGGUCAUGUGGUUCUGGUCGCCAGCGGGUAGUGGGAUACGUUCUGAUACAGAAGAAGCAUGGUCAACACGAGCCAAGACUUGGUGUUCAGUGAUUCGGUCAGUCGACUAGUCAGUCGAGUCAGUAGUGAGUCAGGCUCCAGCCUUCCUCAGAGUCGUUCAGUCGUUACAUCUUUAGUGCAAAGUUCCGAUCUCUUCCGGACCAGCGUUCACGUGAUCGUUGACAACUAAGGCAUCGGUGUGGUGGGGAUCCUGCAAAAUCGUGCUUUUGAGUGAUAACACGUCAAUUUUCUGUGCCUUGUCAAUUAAUGUUAUCAGUGAAUCUUUACCUGAUUAAUUUUGAACAAUAUCUAUUAUUUGACAGUAACCAUCGAGGUGGCACCGACUGGACUAGCAUGAAAUAUUGUUGUAUUUGUAGCAUCGGGUAACGGUGAGAGUCAUUGAGAUAUUUGGUAAUAGUUUAUUACCCUCGUGAUUCGACGUAAAAAAAACUCUGAUAUGACCUAUUGAAGAAUUUUCACUUAUAGAAUGCAAGGCGUUAAGCAAUAGCGGCCCUCGGACAUCUGAAGUGUAAAAAAGGCAGAUAUUUUCGUUUCUUUGUUACUCAAACUGAAGGAUCCCUAGUUCGUUAUAAACGAAUCACUAUGAUUUGUUAUCUCGCGAACCUUUUUCUCGUAAUUUGCGAUAUCACUUUGAGAUAAAGUAGAGCAAAACUAACAAAUUCCUAGAUGUCUUCAAAUAAAAUAGAUCUUUCAUUCCACAGAUCUCUUACGGUGUAUUUCAUCACGGUGAACACUAAUAUUCAGAUUGAACUCACUCGUCAAUAAAUGGGAGAGUUGGGUUCGUUAAGUUUAUUCCAGUAUCACGUUUCAAAGUAAUCGAUCAUUUUUUCAUGCAAAAUCUUUCAAGAAAUACUUGGUUGUGACAACGCGUGUGACUUAUGAGCGUGCAAUGCUUAGAACAACCGGAAGUUUUGGAAUCAAAUCGAAUAAAUCAAGGGCCAGUUGCAUUUCCUCAGCUGAACAAAACCUUGCUUCGUAUACUAAAUCUUCUGCGUCUACCACGCAUAACAAAUAGAGAAAAAUCAUUAAAUCUGUACAAAUUAAACAAAAGUCUGAUAAGAAAAUGAUCAGUCAACUCAUCGCUGUGUGUGGUGAUGAUCAAAGUUCAUAUUUAUGUGAUAAAUGAACCAAUAGAAACGUGAUCUAUAUGAUUCAUUUGGGAUAAAAGGCGUCAGCUGCUGGACCUCAUUAACUGACCCCGAAGACCGGAAGUCGAAUGCGUUUGUUUUUCAACCAACACGCGACUCCGAUUGCCCACCGUACUACUAUAACGAAGACUGAACAAGAAAGUGAUCAUCCUUAAUAGGAAAUUAGGAAGUUCAGAACAUUGAAGGGCGAUGCUCGCUAUUGCCAGUUGACGUUGUGACUUUUUUAUCCUUCGAUAUAUUUACUAAUUAUAAAAUUUAUCUACAAUAAAUCGAGCCCAGUCAACGCGUUGUUAAGAACAUCAUGGAUUGGUACAGAAAAUUACGUCGGAAAAGAAGACCGGCGCUGGAUGACGAUCUUGAGACGGCUGUGGAAAGACGAGAACGUUUGAGAAGCAUAAACGUUAUUCACUUCACGAUGUUCCUCAUGUCUCUUGGAUUUAGCAUAAUUUUGACGGGGGUCUGGCCAUACUUGAGCAAGUUGGAUCCUACGGCUGGAAAGGAUUUCAUGGGAUACGUGGUGGCCGCAAAUCCUUUGGGACAGAUGUUGUUCUCCCCUUUGGUUGGCUGGUGGGGUAACAAACGAGGGUCCGUCAGGUUACCGCUUCUAGUCACUCUGGCCGUAUUUACUUUAGCCUCCGCUGCUUAUGGAUCUCUUGAAAUCAUUCCUGUGCACAAGAAAGCUGCGAUGAUGGCUGCGAGGUUUUUCGUUGGCGUCAGUUCUGCAAACAUCGCGGUUGCGAGAUCUUAUCUUUCCGCAGCAACGAAACUGUCGGAAAGAACACACGCUGUAUCCAUGGUGUCGCUUGCGCAAGUUCUGGGAUUCGUGGUUGGUCCAGGCUUACAAGCGGCGGUUACACCACUGGGAGACGAAGGAUUUUAUCUUCUCGGACUUCCGUUCAAUAUGUACACAAUGGCCGGUUGGAUCAAUGUGGUGCUGGGCGUUUUGAAUUUUAUUCUUUUUCUCCCGUGGAAUUUCAAGGAACGAAAAAUCGCCGUUCGUGAAGCUAUGCAAAGUCAGGGAAAGGCUUCUGAAGAAGAAACUUGGAAAGCUAUGAAACCAGAUUACCUCGCAUCUUGGACUCUGAUCAGCGCUUUUUUCAUACUGGUCUUCAACUUUGUCCUUCUAGAAACACUGGGUACUUCGCUAACCAUGGAUCAGUUCGCUUGGUCGAAAACCGAAGCUCUGUACUAUAUGGGCAUCCUUAUGAGCGUCGGUGCUAUAAUCGCCUGUAUAACUUUUGUAUUGAUCGAACCCUUUUGCAAAAAAUUCGCCGAGAGAAAGGUCAUGUUAUGGGGAGGUUUCUUUGUGAUGAUCGUCGGCAGAGUGAUUUGCAUACCUUGGGGACCAGAACCAGCGGUAGUCGCCGAUUACGGGCCUUUCGAGAACGAAACGAAAUAUUCGAACGGUACCGACAUUCUCGGUUGUCCAAGUAUACAAACGUGGUGUUUUGACACACCGCGAAUGACCCUGACGCAAUUUCUCAUUGGCUACGGACUCACGACAAUCGGAUACCCAAUCGGAGUGACUUUGAUACAGACAAUAUUCAGUAAGAUAUUGGGUCCUCGUCCCCAGGGAGUGUGGAUGGGUCUGAUGACGGGAGCUGGUUGUGCGUCUCGUGUGAUGGGUCCAGUAUUUGUGGGAGUAAUUUAUACUCGUUACGGAACUUAUCCGACUUUUGGUAUCACCGGUGUCAUGCUGGUGCUAGCUAUGAUUUGGAUUCAAGUAUUGAACAAGCGUUUGAUACCACCCGAAGUUCUCGAUGGUGUUGGAGCUCCGGACAAAAAUGAUGCCGAUAAAAGGGACGUCGAACUUCCGCUUGUUCACCGACGGAAUGACGAUGACAAAAAGGAGGAUGAAGCGCAAGGACUGAAUGACUCGUGAUAUAAUCUAAUGAAUGUUCAUACGGCGGUCACGGUACACGACGUUACGUCAGGUGCAACCUCAGUCGUACUUGGUUUCGCAUCUUGGCCGAUUAAUUUGACCGCGAACAUUCAAUUAGUUGGACAUAGAGAUAUAUUAUAUUCAUAGUAUACGAACCGACAUUGUACAAAUAAGUAAAAUAUCAUGUUUUGUUUUGUUAAAUGACUACAUUUCAAGACUAACGUGUAUACUUGCAUUGAAGACUGUGUUACGAUGACUCAAAUAAAAUUGUAAUUAUUUAUA